AAAGAAACUGGUUAGUUGCUGAUUUUCUUUUGCGAAGAACAACAAUAUGGCUGAGGCUGUCGUAUCAAUGGUGUUGGAAUCACUCGCCCUUUUGUCUACGGAAUUGACUCUCUCGAGUGGAAGGGCUAGACUCACGGAUCAGAUUCUGGAUGCACAAGGACAGCUAAUAAUGAUACGUAGUUUACUCGAAGAUGCAGAUGCAAGACAAAGCCACGUUGACGAAGUCAGCGACUGGGUUGCAACAAUUAGAGACGCUGUUUGUGAUUUGGAGGAUAUCAUCGAAUCUUAUGUCUUGAAAGAGGCUUCCCGGAGGAACGGAAGUUGGAUGCAGAUUAUUGCCAGAGGGUUUGCUUGCGUCGGUGUCGUUGAUAUUGGUAAGACUGGGUUGAAAAUUAGAAGAAUUAGGGCCCAACUAUCUGAUUUGAUCGAUAGUUUUAUAAAUUAUGGCAUAGUUAGUCGGAUGCGGCCGGAUAAUGAAUCUGCCACUUCUGUACGAAACAAUCUGAUGUCGAGACGAACCUAUUCUCAUGCUAUCGAGCGAUUUGUUGUUGGUUUAGAAGAAGACGUUGGCAGUUUGGUUAGGCAUUUGGUUGGAGGAGAAAACAGCCCUAGUGUGGUGUCUGUUUGGGGCAUGGCCGGUGUUGGGAAGACCACAGUUGCACAACAAGUCUACCAUCAUACCAAGAUUAGAUAUCAUUUUGACUGCAUGGCUUGGGUGUGUUUGUCUCAAGAAUUUCAAUCAAGAGAUGUUCUCCAAGAAAUCUUGACUAAACUUAUUAGUGCUACCGAUGAGCAAAGAAGAGAGUUUGCAGAGAUGAAUGCUUCAGAAAUAGCCGAGCUGCUGUAUAAUACACAACAAAGAAACAAGUGUUUUGUAGUGCUUGAUGACAUUUGGACCCGUGAUGCAUGGGAUUCUUUGAAACUUGCGUUUCCCGGUGAGGGAACAAAGAGCAAAAUAUUGCUCACUACUCGUAGUGAAGAAGUAGCUUUACAUGCUGCAGGCGGAGAAGGAGGUUUUCUCUAUAAAGCUCGGCCUCUAAUGGAACAGGAAAGCUGGAUACUGUUUAAGCAGACAGCAUUUCCUGAACCGGUUGCUCACACAGAAUCUAUUCGACAAAAGGAGGUAUUAGGAAUGAAAAUGGUUGAAAGGUGUGGAGGAUUGCCAUUAGCUGUCAUUGUGCUCGCAGGACUUCUAGCUAGGAAGAACACAGUUGAAGAAUGGUUAACUGUGAGUGAGGAUGUUGAGGCAUACUUAAGGGGAGGCAAAUAUGAAGGCAAAUAUGAAGGUACAUCAUGGGUGUUGAAAAUGAGUUACGAUAACUUGCCAGAACAUUUACAAAUAUGCUUUCAAUAUUUAGGCAAUUUUCCCGAGGAUUAUGAGAUACCAGUGAAAACAUUGACCCGAUUAUGGAUUGCAGAAGGUCUCAUAGCUCCAAUAUCUUCGGAAUCAGCAGAGAAUAUAGAAGAUGCAUCAUAUGGUUACUUGAAUGAGUUGGUCGAAAGGUGCAUGGUUCAAGUUGUAAAACAUAGUUUAACUGGAAAUAUCAAAACCAUUCGUCUCCAUGAUGUUAUGCUAGAAUUGUGCCGUAAAAUGGCAGAACGUGAGAACUUUCUUUAUGUGGUCAAUUCUUCUGAAGCCACACAGACCCAGCUGGCAGCAUCAUGCAACAAAGUUCCAAGACUUGCGGUCUAUUUAUUUAGUAUACUUGAGAACCUUCUGCAUGCUGUCAAUUCUUCUGAAGCCACAGAGACCCAGGCAUCAAUCAAAAAAGUUAGAAGACUUGCGGUCCAUUUAGACGGAAUUGGUCAUGAGUUAGCUCCGCCAUGUGAUAAAAGACAUGCCUCCCUCAGGUCUCUAUUAUUCUUUGUUGGAGGACACUAUUAUUCAGACAUACAUAGAAAGUUACUGAGGUCACUUUGCAGAGAUUUCAAAUUUCUUAAAGUUUUAAAAUUUGAAGAUAUGAAGGCAGAACCAGAGGUAGAAUUGCCGAGCGAUAUCGGGAAUUUAGUCCACUUGAGGUUCUUAAGUCUGAAGAACAGUGAAAUAAAACGGUUACCAUCAUCUGUGGCUAAUUUGGUAUGUUUGCAGACACUAGAUUUACGUUCUGUGGAAUGGGUUAGUGUUAAAAUUCCAAAUGUAUUUUGGAAGAUGGCGAAGUUGAGACAUUUAUAUUUACCCUUGAAUCACAGAGUAACUGAGAAGCUGUCAUUGGCCACGCUUCACAAUUUGCAGACAUUAGCCAACAUUUCAAGUCAAGAUUGUGAUUUGAAGGAUCUUAUUGAGCUAACUGAUCUAAGAAAAUUAGUCCUGGAUGCACGGGAACCAACCGAGUUCAAAACUCUGGAGGAAAUCAUGAUAUCUAGCAGCAUCACAUUUGACCAUCUUCAGUCUCUAUCUUUGGUGACAGGCAACGGCAAUGGGGAUAUACCAACACUUAUAGUAUUGAGCUGUCCUCAUCUUUUGAAGCUGCAAUUGUAUGGAAGAAUCAAAGGGUUCCCAGACGACGAUCAUUUCUCAAACCUCAUCAAGGUAACCUUGGAGGAAACUAAUCUACAGGCCUGCCAUAUAAAAAGGCUAGAGAAGCUAACCAAGUUAAAAGUGCUUUUCCUUAGAAUGGGUGCUUUGAAGUCAGAAACUAUGGUUUUCUCCAAGGAAGGCUUUCCUCAACUCGAGUUUCUUUCCCUGCUUGGCUUAUGUGAACUAAAGGAGUGGACAGUGGAGGAAGGAGCCAUGCCAAGACUCUACAGUUUGCACAUCGGAUAUUGCUGGAGGUUGAGGGCAGUUCCAGAUGGACUUCAACAUAUUCUUACCCUCAAGGAGUUAACCAUCAAACGGAUGUAUCAUGAAUUUUGUAAAAGACUUGAAAAAGGAGGAGCAGAUUUCGACAAAUUCAGACAUGCAUCGGUUACAAUAACAAACAAGAGAUGAAUCCAAGGCAGGCAUAAAGCUGCUGGCGUGUCUAAAGUUAUGGGUGGCUUCAAAAGUCUACUAUACUCGGCAUGGAUGGUAUGUCAUUCACUAGUAAACUGA
Molecule: messenger RNA, 3031 nt
Organism: Fragaria vesca subsp. vesca
Lineage: Eukaryota; Viridiplantae; Streptophyta; Magnoliopsida; Rosales; Rosaceae
Product: probable disease resistance RPP8-like protein 2-like
Exons: 2
Coding region: 47-2929 (960 amino acids)
Biological process (GO): defense response to other organism
Molecular function (GO): ADP binding
Source: RefSeq, a predicted model, not a curated record